Penicillium chermesinum is the source of this 1545-nucleotide messenger RNA. Its product is annotated as deoxyribodipyrimidine photo-lyase PHR1. The transcript has 4 exons. Bases 1 to 1545 code for a protein of 514 amino acids. Gene Ontology annotation, cellular component: nucleus; cytoplasm. NCBI's taxonomy places the organism in Eukaryota, Fungi, Ascomycota, Eurotiomycetes, Eurotiales, Aspergillaceae. Gene Ontology annotation, molecular function: FAD binding; DNA binding. Gene Ontology annotation, biological process: circadian regulation of gene expression; entrainment of circadian clock by photoperiod. The record is from RefSeq and is a predicted model, not a curated record.
AUGCGCAACAAACCGAGGACUUUGGAAUUGUUCUACGGGAGUUUUACCCCCCCGGAAAUGAGCAAUGCGAGAUGCCAGGCAUACAACGACGGCACCCUAGAACGACCAAUUGAGACGCUCGAGCAUGCAUGUCGCGACACGGCUGACCAGAACCGCGAUGUCCCGAUCGGCAAAGCUGUCGUCCACUGGUUCAAGACUGACCUGCGCUUGCACGACAAUCGAUCGCUCCAAAAGGCUCAGGAAUUGGCGCGCGACAACAACGUCCCUCUAAUAGGACUCUAUAUCCUCUCCCCCGAAGAUUUCACAGCCCACUGUGUCAGUCCGGCAAGAGUAGAUUUCAUCCUGCGAACCCUGCAGCGGCUGCAGCGAGACUUGGGUGAGCUCGAUAUUCCACUAUAUAUGGAAAUGCAGGAGAAACGGAAGGCUAUCCCCAACCGAGUUGUUGCUCUAUGCCAAACAUGGGAGGCCCACCACUUGUUUGGAAACAUCGAGUACGAAGUAGACGAAUUGCGUCGCGACGCGAAACUGGUUCGCCUUUGUUCGGGAAAGGGCAUCGCUUUCAACCUUUCUCACGAUACUUGCGUUGUGCCCCCCUGGCUUGUUGAGCUCGCAGCAGGGGCGGCAAACCCCGACUACCUGGAAGCCUCAGAGGAACCCGGAUCAAACCCAAGGGACACGCGGCAGAGUUUCGCUGACCUUUUCGAUUGCAAGGUGCCCACUCCGCCUGGAAACAAGACAUUGACCGAAGAAGCGAAAAAGAAAUUUGAAAAGCUCUACCCGGCCGGAGAGCACGAAGGACUCCAGAGGCUUGAGAAUUUCCUGGAAGAAAAAGGCAAGCAAUACGAGAAGAAUCGUAAUCUUACGAGCGGGGAUGGCACCUCCGUCCUGAGUCCAUAUCUCGCAGCUGGUUCUCUGUCCGCCCGCACCGCCGUGAUCACAGCAAAGCAAGCAAACAAGAAUUGUCUGGACAGGAACGAUUCGAGUCUGGCGACAUGGAUCAGUGAAGUUGCUUGGCGCGAUUUCUAUAAACAUGUCCUAGCGCAUUGGCCGUUCAUCUGUAUGAACAAGUGUUUUAAACCAGAACAUACGAAUAUCGAGUGGGAGUACGACGAGGCCAAGUUUGAAGCCUGGUGCGAAGGCAAGACGGGCUUUCCCAUCGUGGAUGCUGCAAUGAGACAGCUUCGAGGUUCUGCCUGGAUGCAUAAUCGCAGCCGCAUGGUGGUCUCAUCGUUCUUGUCCAAGGACUUGCUGAUUGACUGGCGCCGGGGCGAACGCUAUUUCAUGGAAAAUUUGAUCGAUGGGGACUUCGCCUCGAACCAUGGGGGCUGGGGCUUCGGCUCUAACGAGCGAUUUGACCCGGAGGAAGAGUACAUUCGUCACUGGGUUCCAGAACUCCGCGACAUCAAGGGAAAGGCCAUCCACGACCCGUAUGAACGAGGAGCUGGCGCGCAGGCAGAGAAAAAAGGUUACCCUCGGCCUAUUGUGGAGCAUGGAGCGAGUCGUGAGAGAGCGCUCGCUCAGUUCAAAAAGGCUUUGCAAAGUUAA